This is a messenger RNA of Seriola dumerili (greater amberjack), 1078 nucleotides long. RefSeq names its product rho-related GTP-binding protein RhoE-like. The record is from RefSeq and is a predicted model, not a curated record. The transcript is spliced from 5 exons. The coding region runs from base 168 to 842 and encodes 224 amino acids. Gene Ontology annotation, biological process: small GTPase-mediated signal transduction. NCBI's taxonomy places the organism in Eukaryota, Metazoa, Chordata, Actinopteri, Carangiformes, Carangidae. Gene Ontology annotation, molecular function: GTP binding; GTPase activity.
AGGAGUUGGUGCUGAGGACCGAGAACAAUCCCGGAUCAGGCUUCUCCAGUGGAGCCCCUCCACCCAGACUGCUGCUGGACUCUGUGAGACUAAUUUCAGUCAAGCGGAGCUGCUGGUUCAGGACGCCUCCUUGUCUCUGGAAGUUGCGGGUCUUGGCCGCGGUCAGGAUGGACGCAGAUGCCCCGGUCAACUGUAAGAUAGUGGUUGUCGGAGACAGUGAGUGCGGGAAAAGCGCUCUGUUGAACGUGUUUGCCAAAGACUGCUUCCCUGAGUGCUACGUGCCCACGGUGUUUGAGAACUACACGGCCAGCUUCGACCUGGACCUGCAGCGGGUGGAUCUCCGGCUCUGGGACACCUCAGGUUCUCCCUACUACGACAACGUGCGUCCUCUCUCCUACCCUGACGCUGAUGCAGUCCUCAUCUGCUUUGAUAUCAGCAGACCAGAGACAUUAGACAGCGUCCUCAAGAAGUGGAGAGCAGAGGUCCAAGAGUUCUGUCCCAACACCAAGGUGCUGCUGGUGGGCUGUAAGUCAGACCUGCGCACAGACCUCUUCACCAGGUCCCACAGCAGACACACUCCAGUCUCCUAUGAUCAGGGCUCCAACACAGCCAAGCAGCUGAGCGCCCCCUACCUGGAGUGUUCGUCUCUGCAGUCUGAGAACAGUGUCAGAGACAUCUUUCACGUGGCCACGCUGGCCUGCAUCAAUGAGAACAGCAAGAACAUGAAGAGGAGGAAGUCCUCCAGAGCCACCAAGAGGACGUCUCACAGUGGGAGAGACGUGUCCACUGGAGUAACGACUCACUAUCAGCAGACCAAAGCUAAAAGCUGUGCUCUCAUGUAAAACACUCACCAGAGGACAGUGCUGGAGUGGACUCAGCACGUGGACCGUCUGUUUUAAGGUCUGGACUUCAUCUCAACAUGGAGCAGGUGUGACGACUGAUUUGGUGCCCAGCAGACCUUAUGGAGACAAUGGACUGGCAGAAUACUGUGACUCCCAGUACAGACUACUUUGACUCCAGUACAGACUACUGUGACUCCAGUACAGAAUACUGUGACUCCCAGGACAGGCUACUCUGA